AUGAAUACGGAUAAUGAUAUUGCCGAACAUAACCUCUACUCUGAUGAUAGCGAAAAAGAUAACACUUAUGAACCUGGUGAUGAUGUGGACCUAAACGGAAGGAAGAGAAGAUGGAAUUUUGGCCCAUCUACUUCAGCUGCUUUGGAUGAUGAUUCUUCAAGUGACAGCGAAGGGAUUAUCAAUAGAACUGCAACUGGCGAUGCUUAUCCCAUCAUAUUGGCGGAAGAUUGUUCGAGAUCACGGGAAUUUAGGAAAAAGUUUCGAAGAAAGGCAUUGUGGAAGAGAUCUAAGGCGCAUAGAGAGAGAAAUUUCGGAAAAGAAAAUACUGAUCGUAAAGGAAAACAUCACGCAGCUAGAACAUUAAAGAAUUGA
Messenger RNA from Diabrotica balteata, 372 nucleotides. NCBI's taxonomy places the organism in Eukaryota, Metazoa, Arthropoda, Insecta, Coleoptera, Chrysomelidae. The record is from the annotation of a GenBank genome assembly.